Messenger RNA from Rotaria sp. Silwood2, 765 nucleotides. NCBI's taxonomy places the organism in Eukaryota, Metazoa, Rotifera, Eurotatoria, Philodinida, Philodinidae. The record is from the annotation of a GenBank genome assembly.
AAGGAUGUCAGCAUGUCAAGCCACAUAGUUGAAUAAAAAAUAUUUCAUCUUUUUUUUAAUUACUUUUUUUAUUCAAUGUAUUUUAAGAACUUUAUUCACAAAAAAAAAUAUAUUUUAACAAAUUUUAUUUAUAAAAAAGAUCACUUUUUUGAACUUCCUUUUUUUCUUGUGUUCUAUUUUAUUCAGACAAAGUUGAGUACUUUAGAGCACUGAGACAGGUAAGUACUUCUGUCAUACUCAAAACAAAAUUAAAUUUAAGUGAAUCAAAAAAGUAAAUAUGAGUGGAACUUAUUUGAAUUUUAUUCCAUCUCGCGUAUUCGUAACAAUUAUAUUUCAUUUUUAAUCUGAUUCAAAGAAUAGAAAAUUGAUCCGAUUUAUUUAAUUAGAAAAAAGAAAAUUUAACAGAAACAUUGUUAAAAUGAUAGGAUUAUGAUUAAUAAUAUAUUUCACUGCGUAUUAGAGACACAUUUAUAAAUACAUGAAAAAUACAAAUUAGGUACCGAACAAGGUAUUCUUGCCGGUUAUUACAGUUUUCAUCAACUAUCGAAAGCACCAGGAACAGCAACUUUAAUGAUAUCUCAAGUUACACAAGGUGAACCAAAGUCAUUAAGAGAAAUAGUCAAACUCCAAAGUAUAACAGGUGGUCAAGGUUUAUUAAAAUGUUUUUGUAAAGGUCAAUGUACAACUAAACGCUGCAAAUGCAAACAAUCAAAUGUUUUAUGUAAUUCACGAUGUCAUAAUUCAACAACAUGCAAAAACAAAUAA